CUCACACCGUGUCUAUUAUCGAGUUUUUACUUAUAUUUACAUCCUAUUUGUCCCUAAAAACUGAUGUAUCAAUAUCCAUUCAACCUGAUACUUCCUUCAAGCCCUGAACAAAAUGGACACAUGCAAGAUUUUGGUUAUUGGUGCCUCUGGCUAUAUUGGAGGCUCUGUGCUCACCACUUUGAUGAACUCCUCCCACCCACGCAUUAGGGAAUGUGAAUUCACUGCCCUGGUCCGUCACGAGCCGCAGGCCGAUACCCUCCGUCGUAGAGGCAUUAACGUGGCGAUGUUCUCUGGUUUGGAUGAUUUGGAUAGGGUGCGAGAGGUUGCAGCCCGCCACGAUAUUGUUAUAAAUACUGCAAGCACAUUCAACACCCCUGCGGCAAAAUCUAUCAUUGAUGGGCUUGGAGACCGCAAAACGGCGGCAGAAAAGCAAACCCACCUCAUCCAAACAUCUGGAACAGGUAGCUUAGCCGACCGUCCCGUCAGCAAGCGCUUCAUUGAGACGAAAGUGUUCUCUGACAAAGACAACAUUUACGAGUAUGAGAAAUAUCGCGAGAGCAUCGAGCCAUUUCCCCAGAGGACGACUGAUGUCACAGUGAUGGAGCAUGGCGAAAACACAGGCGUCAAAACGUACAUUGUUAUGUCGCCUACCAUUUACGGCCUAGGCAGCGGGAUGAUCAAUCAGAAAUCUAUGCAGAUUGAAGCCUUGAUUCGCGCUGCCCGCGACGAUAAGUACGUCAGUGUGGUAGGUUCUGGCGAAUCAGAGUGGAGUCAUGUCCAUAUUGAGGACAUAGGUCUGCUAUACGAACUACUUGUCACAAGAAUCCUGGAGGGGUUGGACCUGCCAUCAAACAAACGGGGCAUAUACUUCAGUGAGACGGGUUACGAAUCCUGGAGAGCUGUAUCCGAACACAUCGCAAGGACGGGAAAAGAGCUAGGCAUUUUGCCAAGUCACGAAAUCCGCCAAAUCACGCUCGAGGAAGGAUCAAUAAAGCUGAUACAAUCAAUGGAGCCUGAUAUUAUUGAGCUUGGAUGGGCAUCUCGGUCAAGAACUAAAGCUGAUCUGUCCCGUGAAAUAGGUUGGAAGCCAACUAAGAGUUUUAGUGAUUUUCUGGACAGCUUUACUACACUUUGGACAGAAAUUAUAAAAGAGUAGUGAAAAUAAAGAUCGGUCCUGGAAUGAGAGAACCUAAUAUAUGGUAUUUGUUUUUUACCUGUUGGCAUUGUAGGGCGAGACCGCCUACCAACCUUGUCCCGAGGUUGGUCCAGAAACGCUGUAUCAGCUGGGAAACUUUGUGUUACUAAAUCCUGCCUGACCUUCAUUUACUGCAAC
Molecule: messenger RNA, 1333 nt
Organism: Ilyonectria robusta
Lineage: Eukaryota; Fungi; Ascomycota; Sordariomycetes; Hypocreales; Nectriaceae
Product: NAD dependent epimerase/dehydratase family protein
Exons: 3
Coding region: 113-1156 (347 amino acids)
Source: RefSeq, a predicted model, not a curated record